AUGUCAACUAUCAAUCCUAUAUCAACUGAAUCAAUACCUAAUCAAAGUCAAAAUGAAUCAAUAACGACAGAUAAUGUGAAAAAGGAACAAGGAAAGGGCCAAAACGAGUUACCUCCUCCGAUACCGAUGCCCGCCAUCAAAGGUGAAUCCUCACAUACUGGAGAUACCUCUAAGGCAGCACUCAAGCCUAUCUCAACUCCAACGGCAAGACUACCAAGCUCACUACCUUCAUCAACACUACCCCCAACAGCACCGUUGUCGUCAUCUACAUCAAAAUCACUACAACCAGCAAUACCAACUUCUUCGAACAAGUCGUUCCCAGGUCAUGUAAAUGCUAAAGCAGGACCGUCGACUGCACCAUCUUACGAGAAAGAAUUGAACUUGGCAAAUAAGAAGAGAAAAUGGUCAAUGAUGGGUUAUAAUGAUGAAGAGAUUGAUUACUUGGAAAGUGAAUGUACUAGCCUUCAUCUAGCAAUGCUAUUAGAUCAAACUCAAACUUUGUACCCACCGCCACCGAGUAGAUUCGAUUCAUUUGAAGAUGUUGUAGAUAGGUUAUUGCCUUAUCACAUUUGGCAAAUACAUGACGAAGAAUUGGAAGGUCAAUACAAGACUGAAAAACAGGAAAUCACAGAGAUGAACGAAGCGAAUGAGCUGGUGGAGAAGAUAAGAGGUUUGAAAACCAGAUUUGGGAAAGUUAGGAGAAGUGAGGCAGAUUACCCCUCGCACAUCCCGUCAUUGAUAUCCAUAACCAGUAAUUUAGUUUCUGAUUUGAAAGAGGAAGUGUCAUCACUUCAAACAAUCCUAAGACCAUUGAAUGCAGAAUACGCAAUUAUCGAAAAUGCAAAACGUAAGAUUGAAGAAGAGAAAAGACGCAUAGAAGAUGAAAAAUUACGAGUUGAAACAGAAAGAAUACGGGCUAUUGAAGAUGAGAAAAGGAAGAUUGAACAUGAAAAGAGAAGGAUAGAAAAUCUGAAGAGGAAAGUGGAAGAUGACAAGAAACUCAUUGAGGAUUCAAGAAUAAGAGCUGAGCUGGAAAAGAAACGAAUACGUGAUCAAAGAUUAAAACAGAUACAAGAGGAAGAGGAACGAAGAAGAAAUUUAGCAAAGACGUCGAUUCCCUCUUCCAAUUCAAUUCCCUCACCUAUCACAUCACAGCCAGGUCAUAAUCCCUCUCCUGGUCAACCGUCCACUGCUCACUCACCAUUUACCCCUACUCCACCAACUUCCGCACCGGUGAUAGGACAGACUGUGCAGCCAAUACUUCCAACCAGCCAGAUAUCCAAUACUGCCAUUUCACACAACCCUUUAGUCUCACCUGCUUCAGUGCCAUCGUCAUCAACGCCGCGUGCUGAUCGAGGCAAACCUCGCGGACGUCCUAGAGGUAGGGGCAGAGGAGGAACCAGACCACCUGUCACCACGCAUACCAACGGUUCUGGCACCGUAACGCCUAGUCCAGCUUCGACUUCCACCUCCCUACCUCCUCAACCUCCUCAACCUCCUCAACCUCCUCAACCUCCUCAGAGUAUUAGACCUCCUUCCGCACCAACGACACCUGGGUCCACGUCGACUACAGCAUCAACAGCGGUCAACAAAGGUCCCGUAUCAUUGACUGUGAAUAUGUCCUUGAUCCCCCAACUGGUUGCUUUGGGAUUAUUGAUCAUUCCACCAACGGCCAAUUCUCCCAAAACUCCAGCUAGCAUAGUGAAGACCUCAGAAGACAAAAAGACAAUUGUAUUAUCAGUACAUCUGGGGCAAUGUUCCAAAAACCAAUUACUGGCAUUAGCUAAACUGUUAAACGUGAAUACCAAACCUCCUACAAACACAUCUGCGGCAAGCGGAAGUACGCCGCCACCGCUAAAUAAUGGUAAUACACCUCAAGGAUCCACAUCGGUUCCCGCACCGCAGGGGCAAGCAAAUAGUGCAGAAGGAUUUUCUUCGGCGAUGGUCUCUGAGAGUAACCAAGGCAAGUAA
Molecule: messenger RNA, 1971 nt
Organism: Kwoniella shivajii
Lineage: Eukaryota; Fungi; Basidiomycota; Tremellomycetes; Tremellales; Cryptococcaceae
Exons: 6
Coding region: 1-1971 (656 amino acids)
Source: RefSeq, a predicted model, not a curated record